GCUCCCUUUUCUCGGUUGCUAUGGCAUCCAAAGGCAAGUGGGGGGCCCUGAAGGAGCACUUGACCAGCAGCCCCCCUGACCCAGAUGCUCACCUGGAAGCCAACUUGGAGAACUCAGAUCCAGAGCUAUGCAUACGACUACUACAGGUACCCACAGUGGUCAACUACUCAGGGGUGCGGCGGCGUCUGGAGGGGAGUGACCAGGAAUGGAUGGUGCAGUUCCUGGAGCUCAAUGGACUGGAUCUGCUGAUGGAGGCCCUGCAGAGGCUGUCUGGCCGGGGGUGUGCCCGCAUCGCUGACGCCCUCCUCCAGCUCACCUGUGUGGCCUGUGUGAAGGCAGUGAUGAACUCUUCAGCUGGGCUGCACUUUAUUCUAGACAAUGAGGGAUACGUCAGGACCCUGUCGCAAGGUGAGAAAGAGGGUUAGUAAGCAGGGUGGCAGGCGGGUGGUAAGGGAGCUUGGGAAGAGGUGAACAGGCCUGCCUGUCUUGUCUGUCUGUCUGCUGGGACAUGAUCUCUGUUUUGAUUGGCAGCCCUGGACACGUCCAACACCAUGGUGAAGAUGCAGGUGUUUGAGCUGCUGGCGGCCCUCGGCCUGUUUAACCCACAGGGACACCACCUGGCCAUGGAUGCCCUGGAGCACUAUAAAGUGAGGCCACCUUUUUUCAUACAGCAUAACAUCAUAAAUGUACAUGUAGACAAAUGAUUUAUAUUAAUAUUUUUCACUUUCAAAGCAAUUGUCAGCUGAAGCAGCAUUGAUGCCCCAUGUGUUCAUACAAAGUAUGAAAGGAGGCUUGUGGAAAUAUAUUUUCCCUCAUCUAAGGGACGGAAAACCUAUUUUAGAUAAGACAUCUUCUGCUCCCGCUUCAUGAAUUAGGGAUGAUAACCAUAAGUCAUCUUUAACUGUGUGUCUCUGACAGAGUGUGAAGAUGCAGCAGUACCGCUUCAGCGUCAUCAUGAAUGAACUGCAUACGACUGAUAACGUUCCGUACAUGGUCGUCCUCAUGAGUGUGGUCAACGUGAUCAUCUUCGGAGUAGAGGACCUGAGGAAGAGGGACAAACUACGCAAAGAGUUCAUCGGUAUCACUACCUCUUAAUCAUGCUUUUUCAAAACUCAUGUAAUAGAGACACAGAUAUUAGUGUGAAUAGAAGAAAAGAGACAAGGAGAUGAAGUCCCUCAUUGUCUCGUGAGAAAGGUUUCAAUUGCCAUAGGUAUGUCUAAUUGACGUGGAAACAGUCGGAGGCUUAAGGAGUGUCUGAACUCUUAAAAGCUAGAAUCCAUAGUUGCUACCUCAAUUUCUGGACUUAUAAAUGAUUUAAAAAAAAAUAUAUAUAUACAUAUAUAUAUACAUACAUAUAAACAUAUAAACAGUUGAAGUCGGAUGUUUGCGUACACUUAUGUUGGAGUCAUUAAAACUACUUUUUCAACCACUCCACAAAUUUCUGGUUAACUAACUAUAGUUUUGGCAAGUCUGUUAGGACAUCUACUUUGCAUGACACAAGUCAUUUUUCCAACAAUUGUUUACGGACAGAUUAUUUAACUUAUAAUUCACUGUAUCACAAUUCCAGUGGGUCAGAAGUUUACAUACACUAAGUUGACUGUGCCUUUAAACAGCUUGGAAAAUUCCAGAAAAUGAUGUCAUGGCUUUAGAAGCUUCUGAUAGGCUAAUUGACAUCAUUUGAGUCAAUUGGAGGUGUACCUGUGGAUGUAUUUCAAGGCCUACCUUCAAACUCGGUGCCUCUUUGCUUGUCAUCAUGGGAAAAUCAAAAGAAAUCAGCCAAGACCUCAAAAAAAAUGUGUAGACCUCCACAAGUCUGGUUCAUCCUUGGGAGCAAUUUCCAAAUGCCUGAAGGUACCACGUUCAUCUGUACAAACAAUAGUACGCAAGUAUAAACACCAUGGGACCACGCAGCCGUCAUACCGCUCAGGAAGGAGACUCGUUCUGUCUCCUAGAGAUGAACGUACUUUGGUGUGACAAGUGCAAACAAUCCCAGAACAACAGCAAAGGACCUUGUGAAGAUGCUGGAGGAAACAGGUACAAAAGUAUCUAUAUCCACAGUAAAACGAGUCCUAUAUCGACAUAACCUGAAAGGCUCAGCAAGGAAGAAGCCACUGCUCCAAAACCGCCAUAAAAAAGCCAGACUACGGUUUGCAACUGCACAUGGGGACAAAGAUAGUACUUUUUGGAGAAAUGUGAAACACUGAUGAAACAACAAAAAUAGAACUGUUUGGCCUUAAUGACCAUUGUUAUGUUUGGAGGAAAAAGGGGAACGCUUGCAAGCCGAAGAACACCAUCCCAACCGUGAAGCGUGGGGAUGCUUUGCUGCAGGAGAGACUGGUGCACUUCACAAAAUAGAUGGAAUCAUGAGGAAGGAAGAUUAUGUGGAUAUAUUGAAGUAACACCUCAAGACAUCAGUCAGGAAGUUAAAGCUUGGUCACAAAUGGGUCUUCCAAAUGGACAAUGACCCCAAGCAUACUCCCAAAGUUGUGGCAAAAUGGCUUAAGGACAACAGUCAAGGUAUUGGAGUGGCCAUCACAAAGCCCUGACCUCAAUCCUAUAGAAAAUGUGUGGGCAGAACUGAAAAAGCGUGUGUGAGCAAGGAGUCCUACAAACCUGACUCAGUUACACCAGCUCUGUCAGGAGGAAUGGGCCAAAAUUCACCCAACUUAUUGUGGGAAGCUUGUGGAAGGCUACCCAAAACGUUUGACCCAAGUUAAACAAUUUAAAGGCAAUGCUACCAAAUACUAAUUGAGUGUAUGUAAACUUCAGACCCACUGGGAAUGUGAUUAAAGAAAUAAAACCUGAAAUCUAGCAUUCUCUCUACUAUUAUUCUGACAUUUCACAUUCUUAAAAUAAAGUGGUGAUCCUAACUGACCUAAGACAGGGCAUUUUUACUAGGAUUAAAUGUCAGGAAUUGUGAAACUGAGUUUAAAUGUAUUUGGCUAAGGUGUAUGUCAACUUCCGACUUCAGCUGUAUAUAAUCCAUUUGAUUCUUGAAGAAUAUAGCUUAUAAAUGCCUCAUGAGCUUAGUUUAACUGUCGUACCCCAUCAGAACCCAAAAUAUUAGCUGGUUUUUCACCAAUGUUUGAAAUCAAACACUGUAUAGCCUCGGAACAUGGUUAAAAUCAUAAUUUUGUUAUCAUGGAUGGUCAGUCCCUGCAUCCAUAGCUCUAUUCAUUUGAGUGGUUACAUUUCUCCAGGCCCAUCCUGGAAACAGAGGUGGGGUGCUGCUUUGUUAUUGUUUGAAUUAAGGACUCUAGCUUUAAAGAUCAACCUUGCACAAAUGGAUUACUAGUAUCAAUAAGUACCACACCAGUGCUUACUUGGUGUGCCGUGUUACAUAUGUUGCAAAAAUAAAUCAGAAUAAUGAAGAUAUUCCAAUCGUUAUAAGCAAUGACUUGAAUACAGGAAAUGGAGAUGGACAUGUCGAACUGGAUACACAUUUUGAACAUGGCUGUGAUUAAAUUAUUUGUCUUCCCAGGGCUUCAAUUACUGCAUUUAGUUCCAAAACUUAGGUAAGUUUAUUUUUUUGCAUAAUUAUUUGGGAUUCCAUUUUGUAAAUUAGCAAAUGCUUUGUUCUUCACGGCACACAUUUUCUUUCACACUGCCACUUGUUUUAUCCCAUGGAAAUGCAUAUUUGUGUGUGUUAAAGAGAGACCGAGGAUGUGGACCUGAACAUCCAGUGCGAGGCCUUUGAGGACACCAUGGCAGAGGAUGAGGAGGAGAUGGAGAGGGUGUACGGAGGCAUCGACAUGAGCAGUCACCAGGAAGUCUUCACCACACUCUUCACCAAAGUAAGCACCAAUAAAGGGUAUAUUUAUUUGUAAAUAAAACCCACAGCAGAUAAUACAAAUAAUAUAAUUUCCUCUCUCUCCCCUCGCCCCAGUUGAGUAGCUCCCCUGCAUCGGUGCAGCUGCUGUCCAUCCUGCAGGCUCUGUUGUUGGUAGGGCCGGAGCGCAGCGAGGUGUGGCUGGCCCUGGAGGCCCUGGCUGACCGUGCUACUUUGCUGGCACAGGACCGUGAGUCUCACAUCAAUCACCUUCUCAUAGUCCAUAAACAUUAUUUUCACAAUUUAUUUAGUGUGGCCCUGUACGCUGACAUGAUUUGGCUGGUUUAAGUCGCGCUUACAUUGUCUGUGCGUGUGUGUUCUUUAGCUGAAGUUGACUCCACCAAGAGCCUGAUGGAACGUCUGGUGUUCUCCAAGGGUCAGCAAGGGUCACCUAAGGUCAAGACCACUGACCGGGGCGUUCAGAUAGACCUGAUGGACAGAUUGACCGAUCAAUCAGAUGUCCUCAUUAAAGAAUCUACUGCCCCUAUUGCCUCUGCUCCACCUCCUCCCUGUCCUCCUCCCCCUCCACCACCACCCCUACCAAGCAUGAGAACUUUCAUCCCAUCCCCUCCACUUCCUGGCUUCUCUGGGAUGCCUCCCCCACCACCUCCCCUUGGUCUCCCUCCUCUGCCACCUCCUCUACCAGGGAUGGGGCAUGGAGGUCCACCGCUUCCCCCACCCCUACCUGCCAUGAUGGGUCCUCCACCUCCCCCACCCUUGCCUGGGAUGGGUCCUCCACCUCCCCCUGGUGGCGGUGACAUGAUAGUGGCCCAGAGUGUGCAGACUCAGGGGCGAUCCUUUUACGCCCCUUCACCCAAGGCGGGCCGCUGCCCCACACUGCGUAUGAAGAAGCUCAACUGGCAGAAGCUGCCAUCCAGAGUGGUGACUGGUAAGGGACAUGUCAGUUUGUGUCACCAUUGAAUUAAACUAAGAAAUACAGCUGAUCCUGAUAAGUGCCCAUUGGAUAAAUUCAAACUGUGUAGUGUAUAAAUCACAAUUCAAAUACUGUACAUUCUUUUUUCUCUUGCUCCAGACAGUCACUCCAUGUGGACAUCGGUACAGGCAGAUUCUCUGGAGCCUGACUACUCCAGUAUUGAGGAGCUCUUCUGUCUGCCAGUGACUGAGUCAAAAGCCAAAGGCAGCACCCCUGCAGUCAAACAGGAGCCCAAAGAGGUAGAUGUGGUCUUACCGCAUCUCAUUGUAUUCUUUGAAAUGGCCUUGUAAUCUUACUCUCGCCGCUGCUAUCAUUAUUGUAAUUUUCCUUACCCCAUCCCCUGUUUUCAAGCAUCAUCCUUUUUCUCCAUCUACAGAUUUCUUUCAUCGAUGCCAAGAAAAAUCUUAACCUGAACAUAUUCUUGAAACAAUUCAGAUGGUGAGUAUUUUCAGAGAAGGAAAUAUGAAGAAGAGAACCUUAGUAGAGGAACCAACUUAAGACUUGAUAUUUAUAUUAGAAGAGUUAAAAAUACAUUUUGUGUCCCCUACCAGCUCACAUAAGGACUUUGUGGCCAUGAUUCAAAAAGGCGACCGGUCCAAGUUUGAUGUGGAGGUGCUGAAACAGCUGCAAAAGCUACAGCCAGAGAAGCAUGAGGUGCGUGCCGGCCACAGGAACCCCUGCCAAGUUAAUGGUUAAGCCCAAGUGGCUAUACUUUAUUUUUAGAUCUGAAUACAUUUUCAGUUUUGAUAGAUGUACAGUAGUGUUGGAAACCAAAUGUUUGUCAGUUUAUGGUCAUAGAAAAGUGAUAUUUUUUCCACCACUCAGAUUGAGAACCUCAAGUCCUACCAGGGAGAGAGGGAGAAGUUAGCUGGUGUGGACCAGUUUUAUCUCCAGCUCCUAGCUGUUCCAUGGUAAAGUUAUUCACAGCUUGAUAGCGUUCAAUGAGCUAGGACUGAUUCACCCUGGAUGUUGACCUUGGUUGUUUGUAUGUGUUUGACCCCAGCUACGCCCUGAGGAUCGAGUGCAUGUUGCUGUGUGAGGAGAUCAGCUCAGUGUUACAGAUGAUGCAGCCUAAAGCUAAGCUGCUGGACGAGGCCUGUGAGAGUAAGUCCAGGACCACCCUCAGCUGCCCUACCACCCUCAGCUGCCCUACCACCCUCAGCUGCCCUACCACCCUCAGCUGCCCUACCACUAAUUAAACAUCCUUUUAUUUUAUUAUCUUUUAAUGGGUUAUUAUUUCUAUCCUGUAAGGUCUGAGGGUGAGCACUCGACUGCCAAGCUUCUGCAUGCUCAUUCUGGACGUUGGAAACUUCCUCAACUAUGUAAGAAUCCAUAACGUGAUGCCAUACAAUACAUAUAACCAAACACAAAAAAGAUGGUCUCACAACAACGUUGUUAGUGAGAGAACGAGGACCCCUGACGCUGGUCUGUCUAUCUCUGUUCUACAGGGAAGCCACACGGGGAACGCUGAGGGCUUCAAGAUCAGCACACUGUUGAAACUCACUGAAACCAAGGCCAAUAAAAGUCGCAUCACGCUGCUCCACCACAUCCUAGAGGAGGCUGAGCAGAACCAUGAUGACCUGUUGAACCUUCCAGAUGAUCUAGAGAUCUGUGAGAAGGCUGCUGGGUAAUGGGGAAAAAAGCUGUAUACAUCUGUUGCAAUUUUUCAGUGGUAGCAAAACAUUGUAGAGUAAUCAAAUAUUGACACAGGAGGCUAUGCUAAUCUUACCAAGUUUAUUAUUUACUUCCACAGUGUGAAUCUGGAGUCUAUCCAGUCAGAGGCGAGCUCGCUCAUCAAGCGUUUGAAAGAUUCAGAGAAGAAGGUGGCUUCCUCCUCUGUGGAGGCCAUCAAGGAGCAGUAUCUCACUGCCAUACAGGUGGGUUGCUAUUCCUCUCCUCACCACCAGAGAGCAGGUGACUUUGUGGUUUCACACAAGCUCCCCUUUUAAUGGUGUCAGAGGUUAGCAUGCCAUCAGGUUGGUUGCCAGAUCAUAACUAAAUCCCCCUGAAUUGGCUGUCUACUCUAGGGAAGCCAGGAGGCCUGCAGGGAGCUGGAGGCGAGGUUUGCCUCCAUUGACAGGAAGAAGGAGGAUCUGGCACAGUAUCUGUGUGAGGACUCAUCCCGUCUCUCCCUGGAGGAGUUGUUCAGCACUUUACAUUCCUUCAGGGGACUCUUCAUCAAAGCUCUCAAGGUGAGAGAAACAAAUAACUAAUGGACCUACUUCAGCUUAACAACACUUUGCAUCUAUUGACUUUCCUAUAUAAAACCAUUCAAUUCAAGCUUUUAUUCCGAAAACUUUUGACUGUAAUAGGUCCCCCAGUUUUGUUUAAAGAUUAAAUAGCACAUUGCUAUGGUUUCACAUUUGCGUUGUGGACACCUGUGCUACUGUGUUUGCUCUUGCUUUUUUAAAAUGUAUUUUAUCCUAGGACAAUCAGACCCGCCGAGAGCAAGCCAUUAAGGCUGAGAAGAGGAAGAAACAGCAGGAAGAGGAGGAUUCCAAGAGACCAAGGGGGGAGAACAGGAAGAUAAGUGAGUAUAACCGCCAGCCAACACUCCAAAUAAGAGUUACCUCAUGGCCGUCCCUGGUAGAGCCCUGCACGGGCAUUAAUUUGAAGCCCUACCCAUGCCCACGAUGUUCAGGCACCAUCCUACCCAUGUCCGAUUGCUUCUGCCAAAUUUAAGGCCCGGCCCUGCCCGACUCAGAAAGAACUUCCUCUGUUAGUAUCCAUUAGCUGCUAGUCUCUGUCCCUCGCACCCUGUGCUGCUCGCGCUGCAUGCGCUCUGUGCAUGGCUCUGCUUGUGUGAGUAUCCAUAGCAACGCCUCUGCUUGCUGUUCUGCUCAAUGACGAGACGGAGAGCAGUUAGCUGUAAACUAGCUACUUUUCAUCACUCAACUCCGACAACUCAAGGAACAUUUAUUUUUCGGUAAAAUAUUCUUUCAUGUGGACUUAUGGUCUUAUAUUUGACGACGUUGAAGCACUUCUGACACCAUGAUAUGUACUGUGCAGCAGAGCAUGAGCAAAUGGCUCAGCUUCAAAAUGUUAAUGAUCAAUUUAGUGAUACCUGAGCCCUACCCAUACCCUAGUUAUAGAUGAAAAAAACAGGCCCUACCCAGCCCUAACCUGAUAAUGUCGGGGUCCAUCGGUGUCGAGUAGCAGAGCUCUACUCCCUGGUGACUAGUCACGAAUCAAGUGUCCCAUUACCAACAUCAGACGGAUCAUGUGCUGCUUCUGAAAGGGUUUCUGGAUGACGGUCUCGAUACUCUUCAGAAGAUCCCUUUCCUUGUCUGCUCCUUCAUCUGCACUGAUCGAUUAGAACUGGGGAAGUGAAAGCAUUGCUCACACAAGACUUUCAUCGCUCAGUGCAGAUGAAGGAAAGGAGACUAGUAAAUGAUGCCACUUUCGAGGACAGUCGACACCUGAUAAGUGCAGUUCACCAGUCCAAAUUCAAACACACUACCAGAACAUUGCAUGUAUCAAUAGUGGACUGUUUUGAGAUUCACCCUGUCUCUCACCCCCAGUUCGUAAAGCCCCCCCGGUCCAGGAGGAGGGCUGCAUCAUUGACCACCUGCUGUCUGACAUCAGGAAGGGCUAUGCGUUGAGGAAGACCAAGCCUCAGGCCGACAGGACCAGCCUGCCUUCUGCGGACAAGAAAGGGGACAGCAGUCAGCGUGGUGGUGAGCAUGAAGAUAGGACCGGCCAUUGAUUCUGCUGCUGCCCAGGGCUGUUUGAAAUACAGUAUAUAAUGAAGGUCCUGUCCAGUAACUAGGGCCGGGACGUUACCAGUAUCGCGAUACCAAUGUUGGAAAUAAACAUCAUGUUGUCAUCCAGUCAUAUGUAUUUAUUUUCCAACCAAUAGCAAACAAUAUUUUACAUACAGCAGGUUUUUAAAGGACCAAAGAGUUUGGUCUACUUCGUGUUUUCAGUUUUGCCAUGGAAAAAAUAUUGUGAUACUGGUAUCACAGGCCUACCAGUAACACUACCUUACCUCUAACCCCUAGGCACUUGUAGAUCUGAAAGGGUUGAAUGUAGAGGACGUUUGUAAAGGAGGUAACUGUAGUUAAGCGUGCUUUGUGUGAGUGUCUUUUAAUGAAUUGUUUUCCUUUCUCUAAUCCCCUAGAACAGGGCACCAAGCCUAAGGGAUUAUCUGCUAUAGAUGCCAAAGAUGAAGUUGAAAAGGUGACAUCACCCAAUGACCUAGGACAACAAGACGGAGAUCCAGUCAUAGGGGGGGAGUCCUCCGGCCUCCCCACAGACCCCUCACUCCAAUCGAGUUCACCCAAAACCUCAGGCCCCUCAGACCUCCAUACCACCACCAAGGAUCACAUCAAGAGUGAGGACCUCAACCCUGGGAUGGUGUCCUCUACUGACCGCGAGCUCAAGGAGGAGUACCCAGAGGUGGAGGGGGUUAAGGCUGCUGAAUCCAAGGUUGAGAAUGUGAACAGGAAUGCAUUCUCAGCUGGUGGGGAUGGUCCAAAGAACAGAGAUACAGAGACCGAUGGGAACAGCGAGAGUGGGGCUGAUGGAAAUGGGUUAGAGGAGACUCAAUCAUCAGAUUCCCCCUCAACCACAGCUGCUGUCGACGCAGAGUCCAAACAACAGGCACAGAAACGGGGGAAUACUAAGAGGCAUGGCAAAGGUAAUGUCUUCAAAACUAACCUCCUCUCGAUAGAAAAUGAACCAUGCUUGGGAGCAUAUCAGAUCAUAUAUUUUAGGCUUGUAAGAAAAACAUUGUUUCUUGUCUUUAAUUCCCUAAAAACAGCCAUGCGCAAAGGAAAAGGCCACACUAAACUUAAAAAGGUGUGUGUGUUACAAUGAGGUAGGUUCUCCUCCUUUCAGGCUAUCAGAAUCCCAGAAACACCAUCCACUAAGCUUGCAUGGAUCUCACCAGAUCCUUGGUAA
Messenger RNA from Coregonus sp. 'balchen', 9665 nucleotides. Lineage: Eukaryota; Metazoa; Chordata; Actinopteri; Salmoniformes; Salmonidae. The record is from the annotation of a GenBank genome assembly.